AUGGCCCCCGACGUCCUGGAUAGGUUGGCCCGAUGGGGCAUCACCGGGAAUCUACUCCAGUUCUUGAAGGAUUUCCUUGUCGGAAGGACGUUCCAGGUGAUCGUCGGGAACAACCGAAGCAGCCCACACGACGAAGAAACCGGAGUCCCACAAGGAUCGGUAAUUGCGGUCACCAACUUUCUGGUGGCCAUGAGCGGAAUCUACCAGACCAUCCCAAGGGGCGUAUUCCUCAAGGUGUACGCCGACGACAUCACCUUGAUUGUGAUCGGAAUGCACCCGAAGGCCAUAAGGAGGAAAGCCCAAGCAGCCAACACCGCCUUCGGCAAAUGGGCCGCCAAAGCCGGAUUGGACAUCUCCGCCGCCAAGUUUGGGAGGUUGCACAUCUGCGCGGAAAACCACCAGCCGCCACGGAAACCCAUCACCCUAAACCAGGAGGCCAUCCCCACCAAAAAGACUUUGAAGACCCUUGGCGUCACCCUGGACCGGCAUCUCACCCUGCAGGCCCACUUCGACCAGGUCAAGAAGAGCUGCAAGAGCCGUUUAAACCUUCUUCGGAGCAUCUCGAGCAAAAGAACUUGGAGAGACAGAGCCACCCAUCUGAGGGUCGCCAACGCCAUCAUUGGCAGCCGGAUAACGUACGGCAUCGAGCUAACCUGCCGAGCUCAAGACCGUUUAAUCAGGACGCUAGCACCCAUCCACAACAGGGCCAUUAGAACCAUUUCCGGCCUGCUCCCCUCAAGCCCCGCAGGCGCAGCAUGCGCCGAAGCUGGCGUUCUGCCCUUUCGGCACAAAGUCGCGCUGACCACCUGCAACCGAGCCAUCGCAAACCUGGCCCUCCAAACCGCGGCCAACGCCACGCUUCCCCCGGUGGCUGGUCUCCACCGGCUUGGGCCGAGAAGCUGGUCGGCCAGGGUACCCGAAGUGGACAACACGAUCAAGAAACGUUUCAGACGGCAGGCUCAACCUCAGCAAGUUCAGGCACAUUUCCACGAAAGGAUUAGGAAACGGUACCACAAUUGGGCGAUCCGGUACAGCGACGGCUCCAAGGUAGGCGAACGAGUGGGAGUGGGAGUUCACGGUACCGAACCUGAACAACAACACCGACUUCCGGCGGAAUGUUCAGUCUUCUCGGCUGAAGCUGCAGGGAUUUUCCAAGCAAUAACAGCCCCAAGAGACCGACCCGUACUUGUUGUGACUGACUCGCAGAGCGCUAUCUCAGCAAUCGAGAGCCCAAAAGCGAAACACCCCUUCAUUCAGGGCGUCCAGGCAGAAUUAGAUUCCGCCGAACACCUGACAGCUCUAAUGUGGAUCCCCGGGCACUGCGGAAUUCGCGGAAACGAGCGAGCCGACGAGCUGGCUGGCAUCGGCAGGAACAGCCCCCUCCUUACACCGAAAACCCCAGCAGACGACGUGAAAAACUCCGGCUUCCACCGACAAUGCGAAAUCUGUGUCACACCAAACACGGUCGAGCACUUCUUGUGCACCAUCCCAGUUUACGAGGCCCUCCGUCAGACGCACCAGGUGACAGACGUCCCCGGGUCACUGGCCAACGACAAAGUCAACGAGCGCCAAGUAAUCAACUACCUCAAGGAAGCUGGCCUCUUUGACAACAUUUGA
Aedes albopictus (Asian tiger mosquito) is the source of this 1617-nucleotide messenger RNA. RefSeq lists its product as uncharacterized. Lineage: Eukaryota; Metazoa; Arthropoda; Insecta; Diptera; Culicidae. The transcript has 3 exons. Gene Ontology annotation, molecular function: RNA-DNA hybrid ribonuclease activity; nucleic acid binding. The coding region runs from base 1 to 1617 and encodes 538 amino acids. The record is from RefSeq and is a predicted model, not a curated record.